CCCCUCUCCUCCCCUCACUACCGAAUUCGUUGCCUUCCACUUCAAGUUCUCCAAACCACAGCGAGCGCAAGCCGAAUCCCAGUUCGAAGUCCUCGACAAGGAGAAGGAGAGAUUGAUGGCGCGUACGAAGCAGACCGCCCGGAAGUCCACCGGCGGCAAGGCGCCCCGCAAGCAGCUGGCCACCAAGGCGGCGAGGAAGUCGGCGCCGACCACGGGCGGCGUGAAGAAGCCCCACCGCUACAGGCCCGGCACCGUGGCGCUGCGCGAGAUCCGCAAGUACCAGAAGAGCACGGAGCUGCUCAUCCGCAAGCUGCCGUUCCAGCGCCUGGUGCGGGAGAUCGCGCAGGACUUCAAGACGGACCUCAGGUUCCAGAGCCACGCCGUGCUGGCCCUCCAGGAGGCCGCCGAGGCGUACCUCGUCGGGCUCUUUGAGGACACCAACCUCUGCGCCAUCCACGCCAAGCGCGUCACCAUCAUGCCCAAGGACAUCCAGCUCGCCCGCCGCAUUCGCGGGGAGCGCGCAUAGAUCAAGCGUCUGCCUACUCGACUUAGGCCUUGUACAAUGGGAGGUGUUUAGAGAGAUGCUUAGAAAAAUAAAUCGGGUUUUUCUGAAGCACCGGUACCUAUUUCUAUAGAAAUAGAAAAAUAAAUCGAGUUUUUUUGAAGCACCGGUGCCUAUUUCUACAGGAAGGGUCUUUCCUGUACAAAUAAGCAUCGGCACUUAAGAAAAGCCUCGUUUAUUUCUCGAAACACCUCCCAUUGUACAAUGCCUUAGCAACUUCCGUAGCCGGGUUGCAGCAAUGUAGAGCUGUCCGUUCGUCGCCUCUGGUUUCAGAUCGUGUUAGCAAUAGGCAAGAGGCGACUUUUAUUUUGUUGUAGAAAAAGGUUACAGCAAUGUAGAGCUGUCCGUUCGUCGCCUCUGGUUUCAGAUCGUGUUAGCAAUAGGCAAGAGGCGACUUUUAUUUUGUUGUAGAAAAAACUCUGGUUGGCUACAUAGUUACAAUGACUCAUUUCCUAUUUCGUCUAUAUGGUUGGUUUGUGAUAAAAAUGCAAACAAAUGUCUCAUUGUUUCCGAGUAA
Triticum aestivum (bread wheat) is the source of this 1079-nucleotide messenger RNA. Its product is annotated as histone H3.3. The coding region runs from base 116 to 526 and encodes 136 amino acids. Gene Ontology annotation, cellular component: nucleosome. The record is from RefSeq and is a predicted model, not a curated record. The transcript has a single exon. NCBI's taxonomy places the organism in Eukaryota, Viridiplantae, Streptophyta, Magnoliopsida, Poales, Poaceae. Gene Ontology annotation, molecular function: structural constituent of chromatin; protein heterodimerization activity; DNA binding.